GGGACAUUGCUGAGGGGACACUGCUGAGGGGACACCGCUGAGGGACAUUGCUGAGGGGACAGUGCUGAGGGACAUUGCUGAGGGGACAGUGCUGAGGGGACACUGCUGAGGGGACACUGCUGAGGGGACAUUGCUGAGGGGACACCGCUGAGGGACAUUGCUGAGGGGACAGUGCUGAGGGGACACUGCUGAGGGGACAGUGCUGAGGGGACAUUGCUGAGGGACAUUGCUGAGGGGACACUGCUGAGGAACAUUGCUGAGGGGACAGUGCUGAGGGACAUUGCUGAGGAACAUUGCUGCAGAGUUGUGCGGACACCCAUUGCAGAGGGCCUGAAGGACGAGGUGUUCACAGCCUCCUCUGAGGACGGUCUGCUCAGCCGCUCGGUGGUUGGCAGCGUGACUGUGAGCACCACGGGAAACACCAUCGAGGAAGGCGCGAAGUGGAGCUGCUAAUUUCUGUCUCCCGAUAUGGAAGAAGGUACUAGCCCACUCUCUGAGGAGGACCUUGUGGACAACGCCCCUGCAGUGGAUGAUGAAAGAGUUGAAUUAGAGGAUCCAGAAUUUGGGUUAGAAUCGAUUCCUCAGGGAGUUGAGGACACCUCGGACCUAGGAUGCUGUUGUUCAAUGCAAGGACAGAAACAGAGUGGUAAGAAAAUGAAGAAGACAACUGCUAACGACAAAGUCCAGGCAUUUCAUCUUCGGAAGAGCUUGAACUUCCUGGACAAACUGCAUGAGGAGAAGGACCUUUUUAUUCAGAAGACCAGAGAGGAGCUGCGUGUCUGUCACCAAAGGAUGGACUUCCUCAGCAAACAGCAGGAGAGUUUAGCAGCCGAGAUCUCCACGGAGAGAGAAGCCAACAACAUGGCAGCUGUUGGACGACUUCAGGCUGCAUCCAGACGCCUGCACACAGAACUGGAGAAUGAGAGAGGCCUGAAGUCAAAACUCACAGCCAUGCUGAAAGAAAUCGAGAAUGCCAUGUGGCACAUUGAGCUCCAGAAGGGGCAAUUUGAGGAUGUCCGGAAGCAAAAUGAAGAAGAGGCAGAAACUAGGCAGAGGUGCCUGGAGGUACACACAGCUCAGCAGCUUCAUAAGGAGAAGGAAGCCAUGGGGAAGGCGGAGAGGAACCGUUUGCUGAGGGCCCGGAAGUCCUUGCAUGUACAGAGGGAGCUGGGCCUGAGACACCAGAAGCUGGUGGAAGAUGCCCAGAGAAACCACAAGGUUGCAGUGAAGUUCCUGAAGGCCUCCCUUGGAAGAAUUCGGGAGCAAGAGCAGAAGGAGGCGAUGGAAUCCCAUGAGCACAUGAAGCGGCGGAUGGAAGCUGUGCUGGCACUGAAGAACAGCAUCACGGCCAGUCGGGAAACACUGAAGAAGUUUCAAGCCUGGGGCCAAGCUAGGGCAGAGAUCACUGAACAGAAGGCCCUUGCAGAGAAAGAACUAAUCCUGGCCCAAGGUGGGGAUGCAUUCAAGCACUUUGUCCAUCAACGCAGACGCCAGGAGCUGGAGGCCCAGAGACGGGCCUUUGAAGAGGAGCAGAAGCUCCGGAAGCAAGAGAUCAUAAGUCGGAUUUUAAAAGAGGAAGCUGAGGAAGAAAAUCGGAAGAAGAGACAGCAUCAUCCCUCUAAAAGCGCAGACCAGUGGACUCUGAGAGACAAGACCUGGAGCUACAUCUCUGACUUCUGUGAAGGGAAGACGGCCCCCUCCAUGACUACCAAUUACCUACUGGAGAGUGAGGUGGCAGUACAUUCCAACCCUUCCUGUCUGCUGAAAGCCGUAUCCAGUGAGUCCAUGCAGGUGGACCUGGGAGCCAUUAAUGCAGAGGAGGACAUACUGGCUGAGCCAGAGAUCCCAGGGCUUUGGAGCGAAGAGUACAAGCCAUACCAGGUGCCCAAGGAGGACACAGACCAAAAACCUGUGGGCAGAACCAAGAUGGACAGAGACAUUCCGGCUUGCACUAUGGAGCGGCUGCAAAGUGCGGUGGUCCACAAGCAGGUGGUGUCUGGGCGUGAGUUCAAGGGCCGCCCCUUUAACAGCAGGCCUGAGGUCAUUUACUUCAAGGACUUUGAUAUUGGCAAAGUGUACAAGAAGAAGAUUACGUUGAUAAAUGCCACCUAUACAAUCAACUAUUGCAAACUGGUGGGAGUGGAGGAAAACCUGAAGGACUUCAUCCACAUUGACUUUGACCCCCCAGGUCCCAUGUCAGCUGGGAUGUCCUGUGAAGUGCUGGUCACCUUCAAGCCCAUGAUAAAUAAAGAUCUGGAAGGAAAUGUCUCAUUUUUGGCUCAGACGGGUGGAUUUUCUGUUCCAUUGAAAUGUUCAACGAAGAAAUGCUCUCUGUCCCUUGACAAGGAGCUCAUUGACUUCGGCAGCUAUGUGGUGGGUGAGACCACAUCCCGGACCAUCACUCUGACCAAUGUUGGGGGCCUGGGCACCAAGUUCAAGUUUCUCCUGGAUUCUGAGUUCUAUGAGAUGAAUGAGUCCCAGCCUGUUGCUAAAAGAAGCAGCCUCUUCGCCUAUGAGGAGAAAAGUGUCUACGACAAGCUCCUCACCAAUCUCUCUGAACAACAGCUUGACAGCAAUGGGUCCUCACCGCUGGACAUCCAGAACCGAAAGGAGUCCAAGAAACUGGAUGAAGGAGACGUUACAACCGUGGCCAGUGUUACAACCAUGGUUCCCAGCGAGGAGCAGGCAGAGAUCACCCUGGGCGAGGUUACAGAGGGGGACAUUGGUCCCUUCAGUUCCAUCAAAGUGCCCAUCAUCUUUGCCCCAGUUAUCCCAGGAGAGGUCCAGACCAAGUUCAAGGUCAUGUUUAAGAAUUCCCAGUGCCCAACAUUGUAUUUCAGAGCUGUUGGCAUUGCCAUUGACGUCCCAGUCUGGGUGCCAAGGACCACUGUGGACCUAAAGAUCUGCACCUAUGACCGGCUCUAUCAGGAUUCCAUCACUGUCCGCACACGAUCAAAGGCAGCCCUGCGUCUGAAGUUUGAGGUCUGCAAGGAGCUGAGAGGUCACAUAGAGCUUCUACCAGAAACAGGCUACAUCCAGGCCCUGUCCUCCUACUCAGUCCAGCUCAAGUUCCUGCCUCGACACUCCCUUCCAGAAGAUGCAAGGAAGUAUUUUAACAAGGACAGCGGAGUUCUGGAGGCUCCAAUGACAAUCUGGGUGGCUGACCAGAUCAAACCAGUGGGGUUCACCGUCCAAGCCACUGUCACCACCUCAGACCUAGAAAUCAGCCCCUCAGAAAUAGACUUUGGCUACUGCACCAUCUACGAGGCCAUUAGGACAGAGAUCAGCCUCAGCAACCUCUCACUGUUGCCCCAGGAGUUUGGGUUCGUUGGACUUCCCAAGUUUGUGGACAUCCAGCCCAACGAUGGGUUUGGGACAAUCUUGCCACUGGAAACUUUGCAAUUUGACGUGAUCUUCCAGCCCACUAAGGCCAAGGAAUACAGAUUUGAACUGAUCUGCAAAUCAGAGAUAAACCGGUGCUUCAAGGUGUCUUGCCAAGCUGUGGGUGUUCACCCACCCCUGGAGCUGUCCCACUACCAGAUCAAGUUUGCAGCCACUGCAUUGUAUGGCACCUCUGUGUCCACACUAUAUGUCAUCAACUCUCACCUGAGCAUGAACAAGCUGACCCACUCCCUGCCCCGCAUCGGCUCAGAGGACGCCAGCCCAGUGGGACCAACAUCCUUUGAGUUCUUGAUGCCCCCCAACUCACCCAUCACCAUCUCACCCUCAGUGGGGACCGUGUUGCCAGGAAAGAGGUGCUUGGUCCAGGUGGCCUUCCAGCCUGUACUGCCACAUGAGAUAAUCCUGGAGGAAGCCAUCCAGCUCCUAAACAAGGAGACCAAAUCGUUUCGAAAGGAAACAGCCCAAAGGAAAGAAAUAUGGAAACAGUCCUUGUCUGUGGUUCGGGUACACAACCGGGACCAACCGACCCAUGUCUCCACUACCCACAGUCCAGAGCUGCAGAGGCAGGAGCUGAGUGCCAGUUCCAACCAGUAUCAGGCUGCCCAAGCCACCUUGGCCAGAGCUUUCCAGGGAAAGUUUGACAAGUUUGUGAUCCCCUGUGUCAUUGCCAGAGGUGACAUCAAAGACAGAAAGGCAACGGAACCUCUGAGCUUCAGCCCCCAUAACACCCUGUAUCUGGAGCUAUGGUGUCCAGCAGUGGCUCCAUCUAUUGUGGUGACAUCCAACAAAGGCAAGACUGUCUUUAACUUUGGUGAUAUCGCUGUGGGACAUCGAAGCAUAAAGAAGAUCUCCCUCCAGAACAUCUCCUCCGAGGACCUUUUUAUGGAGUUCUCAGUACUGAACCCCAGUGGCCCUUUUGUCUUACUAAACCCCUCCAGAAAGCUCUGCUCUGGGGAGACGCAGGUCCUGGUGCUGUCCUUCGCACCCCACGAGAGCAUCCUGGCUCAAGAAACACUGGAUAUCAUAACCAAGCGAGGCACCCUCACCCUCACCCUCACUGGCACCGGUGUGGCAUCCAUGAUUACAUGCUCCAUUCAAGGCAACGUACUCAACAUGGGCUACGUGCUUGCCAGAGAGUCUGUCUCUGUAAAUUUCAAGCUGUACAAUGAAUCUUCGCUUCCCGUUAAGUUCUGGAUGCAGCUGGAGAGCCUCUCCGCCAAAAGGGCCGAGGCCCAGCAACAGGUGCCACGGUUCCUCACCUCCCCUGAGCAGAGGACUGAAGUUGUGGGAACACAGAACUACAACGGCCAGAGUGUAUUCAGUGUUGUCCCAGUCGAGGGCUUCAUGUUCCCUGGGAAGGCUCAAGAAUUUACCGUGACCUUCAGCCCAGACCAUGAGAGCCUCUUCUUCUCUGACCAGCUCCAAGUGGUGCUCUUUGAAAAGAAACUCUCCCACCAGAUCCUCCUGAAGGGUGCUGCCCGAGAGCACAUGAUGUUUGUGGAGGGAGGAGACCCACUGGAUGUGCCUGUGGAGUCCCUGACUGUGAUUCCUGCCUUUGACCCAGAGCACAAAGAAGAAGCUGAGAAGCUGAAACCCAUCUUGGUGACCUUAAACUACAUCCAGUUUGACACAGACAUGCCAAACAUACCUGCCACCCGAGAGCUGCAGGUGGGCUGUAUCCGAACCACCCAGCCAUCGCCCAGGAAGACUGUAGAAUUCAGCAUGGACGGUAUCACAUGGCUGCAGCACAAGGGCUUCUCCAUUGAGCCCUCCAGGGGCUCUGUGGAUCGUGGCCAGACCAAGACCAUCAACAUCUCCUGGGUGCCACCUGCCGACUUUGAUCCAGACCACCCAUUCAUGGUGUCAGCCCUGCUGCAGCUCAGGGGGGACAUAAAGGAAACCUACAAGGUCAUCUUCGUAGCCCAUGUGGUGGCUGGCCUUUGAGGCUACAGGAGCCUCUAUGCAAAGCCCCUUGGACUCUCCCACCUACCCUUGAAGCCUUCCACCAAGCUGUGAGCCAACCCAUUCCUCCAGGCCUGAGACCUGGGCAUCCCCUACUGAGCAGGUUCAAAUAGCCCCAGAGCCAGAACUCCCCAGCUCCACAGACAUGGCUACUUCCUGAUGUCCUAAACCCAGCCAGCUCAAAGUCUGAGAACAGCCCACACUAAGAACUACUGACUACUGAUGCGACCAGUUCAACACACAGCCUGCUCCUCACCCUACCCCCAGAGAUUCCAGACCUACCCAGCAUCCCUCCAGGCUUUAGAAAUCCAGGGAGUACCACACCCUACAGACUUGUCAAUAAACUUUGA
Nannospalax galili (Upper Galilee mountains blind mole rat) is the source of this 5714-nucleotide messenger RNA. RefSeq names its product cilia and flagella associated protein 74 (gene Cfap74). NCBI's taxonomy places the organism in Eukaryota, Metazoa, Chordata, Mammalia, Rodentia, Spalacidae. The transcript is spliced from 39 exons. The record is from RefSeq and is a predicted model, not a curated record. The coding region runs from base 469 to 5346 and encodes 1625 amino acids.